UCGGAGGAGUACGGUAACUAACAUCGUGACACGGGAAUUUUAUAUGUUAGAAGAUUAUCUAAGAAGUCUGGGGUCUAUUCCGAUAUUUCGUCAUUACCUACUUACUUGAUUUCCUGUAGAUAAUUUUACCCUUUAAAAAGUACCUAUGUUUGAACAGCACGUGGACUCAAAUGGCUGUUUCGUUAAAGUUUUUUUUGUUUUACUUUAUAUGGUUUUGUUUGAAAUUUGUUUGUAAGUGAUUGAAAGAGUUGCACAAUAUUGUUACUGUUUCAAUAUUUAUAAAUAAACAUUCAGCUGACUUAGGGGUAAAUUGUGUAAAUUUGCGAGUUCGGGAUUCUCGGCAUUAGCUAGAUAAAAAAGACACAUUAUGUAUUUACGUCCAAAAAUAAAUAGGUAUCGCUUUUGAUGAUUCAGUUAUUAAGGCCAUUCUGUUCGAUUAACAUAAUAAUACUGUUCUUAAAUACCUAGUUGAGUAGAGUUGCCGUGAAUUUACCUUGCCUUGGGUAGUAAGGUAUGUUAGGUAGGAUCUCCAAGUCUAGCUAAUGCAAGUAAUGUCUCAAGUGAGGUCGCUAAUGUAGAGUCCAAUAAAAAAAUCCCUUUAAAUUAGACCAUAUUUUAUAAUUAUGUAUACUAGGCUAUAUAUUUAUGAUGUGGGUGCGAUGACGUCACGCUCACUUUCCCAAUCCAGUCUAGUUCACUACUAGAUUUAAUUGAACUCACAAACUAAAUGAAACAGGAAACAUAUUUUUUUUGUGUGUUAUGUUAAACUGAAUAUUAUUAUUAUAUUAUCCGUAACUUUAAUCUUUUUGUGUACCUACGGCUAUGUUCUACUUUCAGCAGAAGAAAAUCUGCAGGUUUUCCCUUUAUUUAGGCCUGAUUGAUAUUUUACGCAUGCAGUGACCUCACUAUUGCCAGAGAUAAAUUGAUGUUACGUGACGUAGCCUUAUUUAUUCUUAAUUUGUUCUACUUUCAGCUUUUAUUCACAGUUCUUGGGAUUAUCUUGCAUUAUUAAUUCAUAACUAUAAAAAUAAUUUCUGAAAAGAAAAUGCUUUUAUGUAUAUCUCUUAACCUAUUGUUUAUUAUCAAUGUUUUGUAAUAUUCUGGUAAUGUAUUUAAUUAUGGAGGGGUUAGAAGCUUAAUAGUUAUUUGAUAAUAAAUAGAUUAUUUAAAGUACAAGAAACUGUAAUAGUUUUUGAGUGGGCGUGUGGUCCGUUCUAUUUUUGACUUCUUGAAUGAUUUACGUAGGUAAUGACGCUUCAGUAAAUUUUAAAUGAAAUCGGUGCCCUAUGACCUUAAGUCUUAUUAAUUAAAGUGCAUGUAGUAUACUGUGAGGUUGACUCCUCCCUCAUGUAACGCGCAUGCGCAUUUGACAUGUACAUCUCUAUAAAAGCUCAGUAAUUGGCGAGCAACUCGCAUUCCCGCCAGAACAUCAAAACGAAUUAAACAGUGCACAGUUAGCUUUGAAGUUUUAAAGUGAACAGUGGCUGGGGAACAAGUCGGCCAAAAUGAGCGACGCACGGGCAAGCAUUGGGAGGCAUCGCGGCUGCCUUUUGCUUGUCGCUGCCUUAGUAGUGGCUUUCUCCUCGUACAUUGAGCAGGUGGUGGGUUUGCCUGCUGAACCCAUAAGUCAAUGGCCUUCAUUUCCUAGAAGGAAUAUAGCAGCUUUAGCCAGAGAUGGGUACUUGAGAAACACUGCAUCUAAAGCGUAUAAACGAGGCAUUUCCACACUUGCCAAAAAUGGCUUAUUGCCAACAUAUCGCUCGCCUUACGUUGAAGCCGAAAAACAAGAUCAGAAUCAAGAUGAGACACAGGAAAAGAGGAAUGUGGCGUCCAUUGCCCGUCUCCGCAGCUACGCAGCCAUGAAAAGGAACAUCCAAGCUCUCGCUCGGGAUGGCUACCGCGUGGGCAGAGGGCAGUACAACCCCUCAAAUGACAAACGCAACAUCGCAGCUUUGGCGAGGAACGGCUUGAUUCACAAGAAAGAAGAUGCCAACGAGGAUGAGUACUACUUCCCAUUUUACCAGAACCCUAUCGCACCGGUGUCUGAAAUUGAUCAUCCAUUUGAUAUCAAUGAAAUGUACGAUUACCAACAAUCAAUUAAUCCCGAUAUGUUCCCGUCUAUGUCUCAAGUGUAUAAGCGCAGUCAGUAUGAACCGUACUACGACUAUUACAAUCAGAAAGAUUUGAAUGACAACUAUUUCAAGAGGAGCUUCGCUGGUAGCCCAGUGCACGGGCUGUACCGACCUAACUACUUCGAACCGACUUCUAGAACCAAGAGAUAUGUGCUGUCACUCCCUGAUAACGUGGAUGAGGACGAAAUGAUCGAUCAAAACGAUAUUGAGGCUGGAGAAAAACGCUCCGUAGAUCAUGACGUCAUUCGAGAUAAUUUCGAAAAGCGUCAUAUUGGCUCGCUUGCUCGGUUAGGUUUAUUACCGUCCUUUAGGUACUCAGGGGGUCGGUACAGUAGAUCAGGAAGAGCCAGAUUGAUUUUGCCUAGCCAGGAAUUAUACAGGAAGCAUUCCCCUGACGAGAAUUUCGGAAUUAGGGAAUAUCUCUCUAGUCCCGAAGCUGAGCCAGCAGGCAAUACAGACGACGCCGACAUACCGCCGCCGCCAGUACCUGCUCACUCGCACCCGACCGGUCGGCUCCUCCACCGACCGCUAAACAACGACCUCCCGACAUCCAACCCUUUGCCUUCACCACCCCUCACAUCCACCAACUAUGCAGAAAUGUUUGCCAAAAAUCGCUGGCAAUCCUACUCCAAAGAAACGCCCAAAUUUUACUAUUUUCGAUCCCUAAAAGUCCCAUACCAUACCUCUGGCAAAAGGUACUUGCUGCUCCCGGCCGUCGACAACAUUUUGCUGCGGAAAGGCUACCGCAACAGCAGUCUGCCAAGUCGCCGUAAGAAUCAGUAGCUGUGCCAGUGUCCGCUAGGCGAAGCCACGCUAUACAGCUCCGGCUACCCUAGCGAAUGAACAAUGAGGUGCAUACAAGUAUACUGGGCUCUCCUUUCAUCCAGUCUUCACUCAAUUCAAAUAAUAUUAAAAAAAAAGAACGCCUCAGAAAAACGCAAAGAACCUUAAAAUAAUUUAUUAAAAUUGGGUGAAGAAGGUGACUUUGACUUAUUUUUUCUGAUCGUUGUCAAGACGUAGGGAACAUGGAUUUUACGAUUAUAAUUAGACAAUAAUUUUGAAAAAUAUGAUAAUAAAAUAUACCUAUUUGUAAUUCAUAUAUGUUAAAUGUUGUGAUUACUCUCUUUAUUAGUUUAAAUUAAAGUUAAGAAUUUAAUAUUAAGUGAUCCCAUUUUUACAAAAUACGACUUUGGCCAGCUAAAUACAGAAAUCGUGCUUAUAUCUUAACGGUAGAUUAAUUUAAGAUGUCAAUCGCAAAUAUAUUUAAUGAACUAGUUAUAAUACUUUAUGCCGAUGGCUAUAUCAAAAUACAGAUAAUAUUCUAUAUUGUUAAAGGGACAGACAUUACCGAAUGAAGAGAAAAAUGAAUGUGUCUAUUGGAAGAGUCCAUUAUAUUGGAAAAAUAGAGUCAUAUUUAAAGGUAUCUUUAUCCUAUCAUUCUAUAGACUAGAAUAUAUUAAUGAGCUGUGUUUGACAAAUAAAAUUAUAUUUUCGAAAUUUCGUCGAUGUUUAUUAUGAAGCUUUAGCUUUAAAAUGAAGGAUCAAAGUUUUGAUUAUAUAAAACUUAAAUUAGAACUAUUUACUGAUGAGAAAAAUAUGUUCGAAAAAUCGACAAUAAAUAUCUAAUAUGACCACCAGCUGAUAAUAAUAUUUAAAUUAAUAGUAUAAUAUUUGUAGUGGGUAGUAUUUAUCUCUUAACUUUUUAUGAUAUUUAUAAACAAUCAAAGUAUUUUGAAAACGAAUAUUUAAACUCAUUGAAUUUAGUAUUGUGUUACUGUAAAUAAAGAAACCCGUGCCAAAUUGUUGUUUUAUUUUGAUAAUUUUAAGUACCUUACACAUUCGUACUGUACCUUAUUUAUUAGUACCCUGGGAUUAUGGCCUCAAUUUCUUCCCUGUAAAUGAGGCCUUCUUUUUAUCAUUUUUAUAUCUUGACUAUGCAAUUUAACACAAGCUACACAUGGUAGGAAAGAUGAUGAUGGAAAUCAUAAAAUAACACACCAA
Messenger RNA from Trichoplusia ni (cabbage looper), 4133 nucleotides. It is a transcript of the gene NPLP1, whose product is annotated as neuropeptide-like precursor 1. NCBI's taxonomy places the organism in Eukaryota, Metazoa, Arthropoda, Insecta, Lepidoptera, Noctuidae. The record is from RefSeq and is a predicted model, not a curated record. The transcript is spliced from 6 exons. The coding region runs from base 1506 to 2915 and encodes 469 amino acids.